AUGGGCCGCACCAAGGUGCUCAUAGUCACUGCUCUUUGCUUAUACUGUGGAAGGCUUUUCAAGACAAAAGAGGGGCUGGAGCUUCAUCAGCGAGCUCGGCAUUUUCGGUGUAGUACUCCCGGCUGUCCACGUCGUGGUCAGCGAUUCAAGUCAGUAAGUGCGUUGCAUGCACAUUGUCUCAAGAUACACCCAGAUAAGCCCCUACUAUAUGUCCCUAACGCAUACAGGGCAUGCAGCUCUCUUGGAAUUGCUCGGCUGCUUGAAUUUCUAGAAGGCACCGGGUCUUCAAGCAACGAGCUCUAUGCACAGAUUCUAGCGUUCCAUCGUAAGAAACUAGAAGCUCUUCAUCCACGACGCCGGAUCUGCUUUGCAUUCCCUACAGCUUAA
Molecule: messenger RNA, 387 nt
Organism: Giardia duodenalis
Lineage: Eukaryota; Fornicata; Diplomonadida; Hexamitidae
Exons: 1
Coding region: 1-387 (128 amino acids)
Source: RefSeq, a predicted model, not a curated record